Messenger RNA from Microbotryum saponariae, 1556 nucleotides. The record is from the annotation of a GenBank genome assembly. NCBI's taxonomy places the organism in Eukaryota, Fungi, Basidiomycota, Microbotryomycetes, Microbotryales, Microbotryaceae.
AUGGGAAAGAACAAACCCUUUUGGACACCGGUCCUGCUCAUCGCGUUGUUGUGUGUGGCUAUGCAGUCGCCCGUGGUGGAGGCCGAUGUUGUCGCAGUCAGAGCUUCGGAUGCGCACGCGCAGCAUCACGUGCAGUCUCGCGCCCCAGCACCGACGGGUUACUCUGCCUUAGUCGUUUUUGGUGCAUCCUACGUCGGUAAGUACUACGACCAAGCCCAGAUCGAAUUUAUUAUUCGAUCGUCUCUGAUUGUUGCCAAUUUUGAUGAACAUCAGAUAACGCCCACCCCCGAGCGGAUGUAUACAAAAGCUCGAUGAGAAAUUACUACCCUUACUCCUCCGCGGGAGGUCGCUACUCGAACGGGCCGGUCGGUGUGGAGUACAUGGUUGCUUCGGGCACCAGUCCCGCACUCAAACAGCAUGGGAAAAGCGCCGUGAAACUGUUUAAUUGUCAGUUGGGAAUUGGAAUAAGCGGGAGAAAAAAAUCUUGGCGCAUGGCACGGACCCUCAUCUGGUUUCUCUGAAUUGAUUUGGCAGACGCCUAUGGCGGCUCGGUCAUUAGGAAUGGACUGGGCGAAGCGUCCAGCUCUUAUCCGGCAACAAGAGAUCAGGUCAGUUCUGUGGUCGGCCGUGCACCAUGAAUGUGCAUGAUCUGAAGCCAUAUGGUAUCGUCUCUACCCAGGUCGCCGCGUACAUCAGUGACUUAAAGCGCUCAAGGAUCGACAUCGGGAAAGGUCGUGUGCUGCACUUUUUCAACACUGGUGAGCUCGGUAGAGUUCUAGAGGCUUCAGGGUCCUCUCUCAUCUCUCGUAUCUUCUACGAAAUACCACAGGUAUCAACCCGGUCACUCAGAUCUGGUUGAAGGUCCUCAACGGCAACAUGUCAGUAGCGAGCAUGAAUACAGCUCGAAACAACAUCAAGAGCAACUCUGCAGCUCUGGCCGAAUUCAUCACUUCGACAAGUCAAUCGGUCACUGGGUCAGUUCUCUCGCGCAAGAGAACGCGACCUGGUAGUGUUGUUGACAUAUCGCCCUACUUUGGCCACACACAACGCAUCAGCUCGGUCGCUGCAGCUGAUUUCCUGAUCGCUGGUAUCCCUCCCCUCGAGAUCGUCCCAACCUUCGGCUAUCAGAUUCCUUCUACUUACACCGCAACACAACGUGCACAAGCCCUUUCAAUCCUCAAAGACCUAUCGGCGCGAUUUAACUCGGAUGUGCAAAGAUUCGUAUCGAGCUUCAAGCCAACAAGCAGCAAGGUGUUUUACUACGAUCUCGCAGCUUUGGUGAGCCAACAGCCACCAGCAUUCCCUUCACUAGGUCUCUUUUUCUUUCUUGUUCUGACUACGGUCGAUUACUGCCCUUCGUCGUACAGUGGAGAGACUUGACCAACUCACCGUCCAAGUACGGGAUCAAGGUCAUCAACAAGACGUGCUAUGACUCGACCUCGGGAGCCGUUUGCAUGAAACCGACGGAGUACAUCUAUUUUGACACUUUGCAUCCCGUGACGUCGGUCCACAAGAUUUGGGCGAGCAAGAUGAACGCGUUGGUCAACGCCUCCUGA